CCUCCACUGAGGCCCUGUGUGGGUCAGACAGGAACAAUAUGGCGCCGGGAGGAGCGUUAGCCCCUGGACCAGUCGUUGUCUGAAAGACUGGCGAUCCGGCAGGAUGAACCUCUGCGCCCAAUAUCUACGACAGGCAGAGGCCCUGAAGGCGGACAUGACAGAUUCGAAGCUGGGGGCGGCAGAGGUGUGGACGUCUCGGCAGGCCCUGCAGGACCUUUACCAGAAGAUGCUGGUGACAGACCUGGAGUACGCUCUGGACAAGAAGGUGGAGCAAGACCUGUGGAACCAUGCUUUUAAGAACCAGAUCACCACGCUGCAGAGUCAGGCCAAGAACCGAGCCAACCCCAACCGCAGCGAGGUCCAGGCCAACCUGUCGCUCUUUCUGGAGGCUGCCAGUGGCUUCUACACACAGUUACUGCAGGAGCUGUGCACUGUGUUCAACGUGGACCUGCCCUGUCGCGUCAAGUCAUCCCAGCUCGGCAUCAUCAGCAAUAAGCAGAGCAACACCAGCGCCAUCGUCACCCCACAGCCCAGCUCCUGCUCCUACAUCUGCCAGCACUGCCUCGUCCAUCUCGGAGACAUAGCGCGUUAUCGUAACCAGACCAGCCAGGCAGAGUCUUACUACCGACAUGCAGCUCAGCUGGUUCCAUCAAACGGUCAGCCUUAUAACCAGCUGGCCAUCUUGGCCUCCUCUAAAGGAGACCACCUCACCACCAUCUUCUACUACUGUCGCAGCAUCGCAGUCAAGUUCCCCUUCCCAGCAGCCUCCACCAACCUGCAGAAGGCUCUGUCCAAGGCUCUGGAGAGUCGUGAUGAGGUGAAAACCAAGUGGAGCGUGUCUGAUUUCAUCAAGGCCUUCAUCAAGUUUCAUGGUCACGUUUACCUGAGUAAGAGUCUGGACAAGCUGGACGCUCUGAGGGAGAAACUGGAGGAGCAGUUUCAGAGGCUGAUCCUGCAGAAAGCCUUCAGCUCUCAGCAGCUGGUCCACAUCACUGUCAUCAACCUGUUCGAGCUCCACCACCUGCGAGACCUGACAGCCGACGGCAGCGAGCAGAGCUACAGCAGCGAGCAGCAGAUCAGCUGGUUCCAGCUGCUCGGCCUCUUCAUGUCCUUCCUCGGCGUGAUGUGCAGCCGUGUCCUCCUCAACAAGAACCGGGGCGAGGAGAUCAUGGGGGAGUGUCCUCUGCCGGCCAUCAAGGUGUCUCUGGACUGGCUCAAACUGAGGCCCAGCGUCUUCCACGAGGCCGCCGUCGACAAGAGGCAGUAUAUCUGGCCCUGGCUGGUGUCCAUUCUCAACAGUUUCCAGCCCAAGGAGGAUGACGUGUCCUGUUCCUCAGUGAUGCCCCUGCCGGAGGAGUUUGAGCUCCAGGGUUUCUUGGCUCUCCGGCCUGCUCUGAGGUGUCUGGACUUCACCAAAGGACAUCAGGGCAUCCUGGUGGACAGGGACGGCCUGCCGGUGCACACCAGACACCAGAGACUCAUCAGUCUGGGGAAAUGGGUGGCUGACAACCAGCCGGGGCUGAUCCAGUGCAGAGUGAGUGAGGACGGCCUCCUUGUCUUCAUCACUGACAUUCCAGAGCAGGCCAUCGAGGAGCCGCAGGAGAAGGAGGCGCCGGUGCUGCAGGAGUCGUCCAACGGUGAGCAGAUGCCCAACGACGGUGGAAACUCGGGCCUGAAAUCGGUGCUGUCUGCGGGGAAGACGCAGAGCUCGUGGCCCGACAGCUGCGACCGGCCCGUCGUCACCUUCAAGGAGAACAUCAAACCCAGAGAGCAGAGCCGCGAACCGACACGAAACCAUCACCAGAAAGACGGCAGCAAGGAGCGCCGAGAUUUCUCCAAAGGCAACGGGGCUGUUGGGAAAGGAGAGCUGAAGAGGGACGGGAAGAGGAAGAGCGAGCUGAAGAAAACCGGCCACGAGAAGGUUGCAGACGCUGGAAAACAGGUGAAGGCGCAGACAGAGCUGAGGAAGACUCCGGUGUCUGAGGCGAAGAAGACUCCCGUCACUCAAACUCAAACUACCUGCUCGUCCCAGUUCAUCCCCAUCCACCACCCUGGAGCCUUCCCACCACUGCCCAGCAGGCCCGGUUUCCCUCCAUCAGCCUAUGUGAUCCCUCCCCCAGUGGCGUUUCCGGGAAUCCAGGUGAAUCCCGGCUUCACCUUCUCCACCGGAGUGUCCGUCCCUGGACCCUUCCUCCAGCCGGCCGUCCACACCCAGGCAGGCACCCAGGUUCAGGCCGGGAAGCAGUCCCACAUUCCCUACAGCCAGCAGAGGCCGUCGGGGCCGGGGCCGGGUCAGGGACCCGGGUCCUCGGGCCAGGGACCCUCCCAGGCUCAGCAGCCUCAGGCUCAGCCGCCGUCCCAGCAGGCCUUGCAGCAGUCGGUGCAGCUGCAGGUUCAAGCGAUGAGUCAGCAGCAGCAGUCGCCGACCAAACCGGUGCAGCAGGUCGGGAUGGGGAAGAGUCCACCUCACCACCCGGGACUGCAGCAGUACAUGCAGGUCCAGGACCAGCCGGCUCAGAUGUGGAACCAGGCCCAGGCAGCCCUGCAGAAGAUUCCUACCAUGCAGAUGUCCAUGAAGCAGCCUCAGCAGCAGCAGCAGCAGCAGCAGCAGGCCUUCUACAUGGCGGCUCAGGAUCCUCUGAAGCUGUACGAGCACCAGCUGCAGCCGCCAGCUCAGCCUCAGCUCUCCAACAUGGACAAGAAGCUCAAGUACCCUGACGUGAAGAUGCAGGACUUCUACUGGGAGCCGUCGUACAGGAUGGGCGACGGCCUGGCUGUGAUGGCUGACAGGAUGAAGAGGCCUCCGCCGGGCGGGAUGUGUUCAGAGCAGGACGGGCCCAGAGGACCCCCGUUUGAGGACAACAAGAGCUCGCCUCUUCUACCUCCUGACCUGUUAAAAACUCUAGCAGAUUUUGAGGAGGAGGAGGAGCUGGUCUUUACUAAGCCUCCUGAUUUCUUCCAGGCCUUGGCUGGCCCUCUUAGCACUGCUCCUGGACCAAAUAUAUUUCUGCCGAACCAGACCAGAAUGGAGAGCGGCCCUGAGGUCGUCGGCCAGUCGUCUUCUCUGCUGCCCAUAUCUGGCUUCCCCAUGCAGGAGUACAACCAGAACAGCAUCUUCAGUCAGGCCUACGGUAAAAACCUGCCGCCCAGCUCCAAGCCCGACGCUCCCAUGAUGCACCAGGAGCCGUCGCUCUACUCGCUGUUCGAAGGGACUCCGUGGUCGCCGUCCCUCCCUGCCAGCUCAGACCACUCCACCCCGGCCAGCCAAUCCCCUCACUCCUCCAACCCCAGCAGCCUGCCAUCCUCCCCACCAACGCACAACCACGGCGCCAUGCCCUUCUCGAACUUCGGGCCCAUCGGUACUCCGGACAGCCGGGACCGCCGGGUGGUGGACCGCUGGAAGGCCGACAAGACCGGAGCAGUAAGUGGCUUCGGUCUGGACUACCUGCCGGCCGCAGCCUCCUCUGCAGCUUCAGACACCAGCUGGCACCAGGCCGGAUCCACCGGCAGUUCCUGGACCAAUCAGGACUCUCCGAUGGAGGAGUCGUCCUCUACUGUGCUGCUCGACAGCCUCAAGUCCAUCUGGUCGAGCUCCAUGAUGCAGCCGGGCCCGUCGGCACUGGAGCAGCUCCUCCUGCAGCAGAAGCAGAAGCAGCAGCGAGGUCACGGCGCCAUGAACCCGCCUCACUGAACGUGCAGCCCGAGGCGGCGCUUUGUGUCCGGACGUCAACAAACCACCACCAGGAGAAAACGGAGGGGAAAAAAAACAGAAGUUUGACCGAAGACGAGCUCCAACUAAAAUGGGAUAUUAAACCGGCGAGAAACGGUGGAGGCUGGGGAGGCGACACGACCCCCCGACGAGGCUGAAUCACCACCCCCACCCCCCUCGGCUGUCGAGGAGCGGUGACGCACCUCCUGGAUCGGAGGGCGCGGCGGGAUCUCUUCAACCGCGGCGCCACGCGCCACGCUGCCGCCGGGUUUCCUUCAACCCGCGGACAUCUGAACAUUGAGGAACACACCCCCCACUCACCACCACUGAACCCCCCCUGGUUUUGGACAGAUGCCACAUCUGCACAACUCCUCUCUCAUCUGGAAGAACUUUCUUUGGAACAUAGAAAAAGAAAAGAAAUUUAGAAAAAAAAAUAAACCAACAACCUCCUGGACGUCUGCUGGGUUCUGACGGAGCGCCGGUUUUUAGCGUCUCCGCUGCCGCAGACUGAAGCGGGGCUGAGAGCGAGGACGGUGUGGCGGUCGUGUUCAGGGGGGAGGUCAGGUGAAGCACCGGGGGGCAAAAUAACAGACUGGACUUUCUGAUCUCUCCAUUCAUUUUCAUUACUGUGGAGGAAGAGGAGGAGGAAGGCUCUCUGUAGCUGAGUGGUUGAAAGAAGUGAAGGAGGAAGGUUUGGGUUACAGCUAUAUAAAUAUAUACAUACAUAUAUAUUGCCAUAGUUGGACUUUAACGGGCCUUGUCUCUUAGCCGAGUUGUGAGAACCAGGAGUGGACGCUGCUUUGUGAUGCCGGGCUGAACGCUCGCUCGUUGUCCGACCUUUUAUUUGGAAGGAAGAGCCUCGAGGCCCCGACGAUGGCAUGGCUUCAUGAUGCCGGGGAACGUCACGGGAAAGAAGUGCAAAAAGGAGGAGGGGGCUAAGAACAAAAAAAAAAUACCCUGUCGAUCUUAGGGAUAGUAUUACUGUUAGCUUCAAGAGAUUGCAGAUAUUAAAAAAAAGAAACUGUAUUUUGUGAUUUGUUCGUAGCAGUUUUAGCUUCACGCCCUCUGAGGUGAAUACAGGUAUGUCUAUUAGCUUCCUGCUUGAAUAUUUUCGGGGUUCUCUUCCUCUCUUCUUCCUGUUAUUUCUUUAAUUAAUGAAGAAAAAAACUAAACACGUGCCCCUGCUUGCUUACUUAACCUGCAUAGACUGUUUCUUUUUGUCCAUGUUCUGCCUUUUUACUAGUUUUAAGCAGCUCCUCUGUGCCUGCUCCCUGUCCUGUUCCGCUGACUGCUGUAAAGGUGGGCAUGAGGCCAGACAGGUAGACAGACAGGUAGACAGACAGGUAGACAGACAGGUAGACAGACAGGUAGACAGACAGGUAGACAGACAGACAGCUAGGCUUGUACAGGUAGUUGGCUCAGCCUGAAUGUUUUCCAUUUCCUAUUCUUCAGUAAGCACUACUGCAGCUCGACCGUGUACAGCAGAUUUUUGUAUGAAUGGUAGCCCUGCAGCUUUGACUUUAUUUAUCCUCCAGCUGAAGCCCCUUUUUCAGCCUAAAAGUCAAAACGACGACGAGCUCAGAACCCCUUUUUGUGCAUUUUUCCUCACCUCGAAAAACCAACUCCAAGUAUUUGUACGUCUUUGAUUUUAAAACCUUAAAACUUACCUGUUAGAGGAUCCCAGAACAAAAUGACAGAUUGUUUCCACGUCAAUUAGCCCUCUGAACUCCGAGCAGUUUCUGGAUGUUUUCUUGCUCCCGUCACGUUUUUCACUGCAAUCUAAAGUCCUGCUUCUCUGUGGAAACAGAACAAUGAUGACUAGAAGCAGACCUCAGAAUUGUCGUCUGUGUCUGUAUGAAACCGUUACAAUGCUAUUAAUCACACAACAAGAAAAAAGUAGAAUUUCUUUAGUUUACAAAAACUGUCAAAACAUGGAAUCAACACGUCCAACACGUCCUUGGAGUUUCCAAGUGCCCGCAGUUGCUCCUGGGAAAAUAAUGAUUCUUCUAACCGUAUAUAUUGUACUUUUUAAUUUGUUUCCACACUUACCUCACCAAUCUGUUCAAACACUGCCUGCAGUUCAUCUGAAAACGCCUCUUUUUUUCACAUCACACUGAGUAACUAAUGACUUGGCUGUUGCUCUGCAGAGGACAGAACCAAGUGCAGACACUUUUUUGGUGAAUUAUUAAAUGAGAUGUAAUGUGAAGGGAUUUUGAAAUGAUUUUAAGAUUCGAUUUGGUUCAGGUUUCCGACCUGAAUGACACGUUACUUAUGAUAAUUCGAGGCCCGUUGGAAGGCUGAAAAUCAAUGAUUCUGGUAGCGAUGGUGGCAGUUUGGCUUUUUUUAUUUGUUUUUUUUUUGCUUUUUAAACCCCAGCGACUGGGUUUUUGGAUUCAGAGGGUUAAUUUACUUUAAAAAUGUCAAUUUUUUUUUUCCAGUUUUCAUUUCGUUAAUUUUUCAUUUUCAAUCUGAAAAUUUGAUAUUAAUCAAUUAUCAAGCUUCAACUUAGUUUCCUGUCUAUAGAGAAAUCAGUUGAUCAGCUAAUGGGUCCAGCUCUGUGUUGUUUUUUGUAACUUAAGACAGUACAGCCCUUCAACUAACUAUCCUUGUGGUUAUUGAUUAAUCUGCAGAUUGAUUUAUUUAAACUAUGUUUGCUUAUUUUGGCUGACCAAUUCUUUAAAAUCCAAAGAUGGUCGGUUUACUGUCAUAAAUCAAAGAAAAGAAGGAAAUAGUUCCAAAGGAGAAGCAGGAAUUGAGGAAAUGUCGACUUUUUUACAGAGAGCUCGUCUGAUUUUUUUUUUUUUUUAAUUUUAUUUAAUUUUUUUCUGUUUUAGUAUUUAAUUGCAACAUUUGACCCUGAUGGUUCAUCAUGAAGUCAUAUUUUAGGUCAAAGAGGAGGAGGUUGCUGUAAUGGAAGCGGGCUGUAAGAGCGGCGUUGAGUUGGGAUUUGGGGCUUUUAUUUCUGCGGUUUUCGCCCAGCAGAGCAUUUACACGCCGUCAGUCACUUUAGAGCCAAUCAGAGAAGCAGCUGACCAAUCAGGACCCUCUGAGGCUCUGACCCCCCUUUAGGUUUCAGACUGCAGCACUGUAAGUAACUUACUGUCCAGUUUAAACCAGCAGAAAGCUGUUUUCUAUCUUAAAAAGUAACGGAUGCGCUCAUCGUUCAUUUCUGUAGGAGGAAAAAAUAUAAGCCUGUUUUUUUAUGUUCCCGGCGGGCGUUUUAUUAAAAGCAGACUUCAGAGAGACGUGUCUAUUUUCCAUGUGAUUGUGCUUUUCAUGUUGCAUUUACAAAAUGUAUUUGAAAAAUAAUAAAGGCAAAAUAUUCUUGAAUGUGAGGACGAAUUUGGCCAGAAGCAUCGAGCAGCGACAUCCUGUUCAUGUUCGAAGUUCACCACGUGGAUCUGAGCCGGACUGGUUCUGCUGGUUUUUGUUGCGGAGUAAGAACUAAACGGACUCUGAUCUGUCGACGACCUUCCACUCGGAGAUGUUUCAGGGCGGCUGGAGCUCUGACGGCAGAUUUGUGGUCGCGUCGGUUCAGAUCUGAGCUUUGACUUUGAGGCUUUUUGUGUUUCUGUCUCUCUGUAGACUUUGAGAACUGGUGGAAUCAGCCUUUAAAUAAACUAUGUUCUCCCUUGA
This is a messenger RNA of Amphiprion ocellaris (clown anemonefish), 7345 nucleotides long. RefSeq names its product SMG7 nonsense mediated mRNA decay factor (gene smg7). The record is from RefSeq and is a predicted model, not a curated record. Gene Ontology annotation, cellular component: telomerase holoenzyme complex. Lineage: Eukaryota; Metazoa; Chordata; Actinopteri; Pomacentridae. The transcript is spliced from 23 exons. Gene Ontology annotation, biological process: nuclear-transcribed mRNA catabolic process, nonsense-mediated decay. Gene Ontology annotation, molecular function: telomerase RNA binding; telomeric repeat DNA binding; protein binding. The coding region runs from base 104 to 3691 and encodes 1195 amino acids.